This is a messenger RNA of Astyanax mexicanus (Mexican tetra), 5320 nucleotides long. RefSeq names its product complement receptor type 1. NCBI's taxonomy places the organism in Eukaryota, Metazoa, Chordata, Actinopteri, Characiformes, Acestrorhamphidae. The transcript is spliced from 5 exons. The record is from RefSeq and is a predicted model, not a curated record. Bases 2135 to 2818 code for a protein of 227 amino acids.
AUUGUAUCGUAUUGUUAUAAUAGUGAUUUUGUUAUCAUGAUGCACAUUAUGCACAAGUCUACCUGAAGCAAAAUACAGGUUUUAGAGUGGCCAAACCCACAUUUGAACCCAACUGAGAAGCUGUGUUUCGUCCUUUGUUGGCUCCUUUAAAUACAAAUUUUAACACUGAUGCAGUACCAGUGGAAUGAUGAGGCAUGAGGAUGACCAAUAAAGACUGUACUGCAACAGAUGAGCUGACAAGGUGGAGCAGCUCGGUAGGAGUGUCUUCUAGAGUAGAGAACAGUGAGUUUUUAAAAACUCCAGCAGCAGCACUGCUGUGCCUGACUCACAUUAGUACCAGCUAGGUAGGAGUGUCUAUAGAAUGGACAGUGUUUAAAAGCUCCAGCAGCACUGCUGUCUGAUAUACUAGUACCAGCACAACACACAUUGAUGGCUGAGUUCUAUCACUGUGUCAAGGGGUCACUGAGUCACAGUAUCUACAGUGUAGAUUGCGCUGUUAUGAACGUUUAUAGUUGUGCAUUCAAGUGUCUGCAUCACUCUCCAUUUUAACCGCAAAGAUGAGAAUGUAUAGGUGAAAACAUGUGGCUUGGGGAACCAAUCACAGUUGCUGCCUCUAUGUUGCUGCAGCACAUAUUCACAUUUCUGGGGAGGUGAAAGUCAGCGUAGUGCAGGGAUCGACAAUUAAGUCCUCAACGCACAUGCCGUCAUCAUUCCAGUGUCACUGCAGUGCUAAGAAUGAUCCACAACCCAGAUAACCACCAGCUCAGUGGUUGCCCUACGUGGGCCUGUCCAGUAAAGAACAGGGUGAAGGGAGUAUAAUAAAGCAUGCAGAGAAACAGAUACAGGACUAAAACAGUAAAAGUUGUCAGCAGAGGGAGGCAUAAAGUGCUGUAAGAUUCUCUGGGAAAACACUGCCUUGAUUUUGGACUUAAUAAAACACAGUGGACCAACACCAGCAGAUGGCAUGUCUCUCCAAGCCAUCACUGAUUGUAGAAACUUCACACUAGACCUCAAGCAGUUUGGACUGUGUGUCUCUCCACUCUUCCUCCAGACUCUGCUCCCUUGAUUUCCAAAUGAAAUGAAACAUUUACUGUUGAUCAGUGAUGUAUAUAUUGGAGAGUCAUGUCAUCGGCUGGUGUUGAUCCACUGUGUUUUAUUAUCAAGUCUAAAGUCAGUGCAGCACAAAAUCUUACAGCACUUCAUGCUUCCCUCUGCUGACAACUUUUAUAGAGAUGAGGAUUUCAUUUUCCAGCAGGACUUGGCACACUGCCAAAAGUACCAAUUGGUCUUGUAUAAUAUUCUAAUUAACUGAGACACUGAUUUUUGGGUUUCGUUGGCUGUAAUCCAUAAUCAUCAGAAAUAAAAUGGAUCGCUCUGUCUGUAAUACAUCUAUAUAAUAUAUGAGUUUCACAUUUUGAACUGAUAUACGGAAAUAAAGUAACUUUUCAAUGAUAUUCAACAUUUUUGACAUGCACUAGUAUGUAUGUUAAAAACUGAUUUGUUGCUGGAGUGAAAAUGUGACAAACAAGAUUGUGUGGAAGCCUCAUGCAGUGGAUAAUCUGCUCUGUCCUUCAGUUGUCCUAGCUGGAGGAGAGAAACACUCAGACUGUUAAUUAGUCGUGGGUGUUUUGGGAGGUUGAGUGAGGUUAUGUUUUGUGGGAUACGGUUAUGCAUUUCUUUUUUACAGUGAAGAAUUUCUGUAUAACAGUAUAUACAAGUACAGUACACACAAGUCCAGUGCUGCAUAGCUUAAGCGUAGUAUCUGAUUUUUGUCGCAUGCUGGUUGAUGAAGAUUAGUCCGCUCACAGAUUAGAGCUGGCUAAGCCUCGCUUACUCUCACUCUCGAUCAGUAGCAAGAGGAAGAGCCGGUAGCAACCAUUAGCGUAGAGGAUCAUAAGCUGUUUAUGUCUCUUAUCUCUUAUAUCACACUGCUAUAAUGUUCUGGGCAACAUAUUGACACAUAUUUAGUUGAUUAUUGACAUGCAUAGAGGGUCAGUUAUAUGGAAGAGACAGGAUGGGCAAAAGCUAAGAAGGAGCUAAGAAGAAAAAGUAGUGUACGUUCAAAUGGAGAGAAGAAAGUGCUGAUUGGAAGGUGGAGGGUUUCUCUUCUGUGCUGAUUUUUCCUCUUCUGAAGAUGAGGUUUGGUGCACUGCUUUGGCUCUUUAUAGGGUCUUCAUGUGGGAUGACCACUCAGAUACCGGAGACAACACCAACAACAGAGACUGAAAUAACUACAACCAUCGACCAAGACCAAGGAAGUGGUUUGUUGGAAGUGGAGCAGGAAGAGGAGCUGGGGGACACGUACUGGUCUGGGACAGCGCCUCUGUGUUUCGGGGGCUGCAGGGGGCGACACAGGGAGCUGAAGAAGGACAGCUGUGGAGAUUCAAGCUGCUGCUGGGUGGGCUACAAGUCUCUUUGCAGGGUUAACUGUGGCCCGCCAGACGUGGACUUUAAUGGGGUGGUGUUUGGUAAUGACUGGUGGGUGGGCUCCGUGGUGAGAUACGAGUGCAGGCCAGGCUUUGUGCUGGUGGGGGACCCAGCACGGGCCUGCCAGUCUAAUGGGAAAUGGACUCCGAAGCCGUCCUGCCUCAGAGUGUGUCGGCGUGGUCGGGUGGAGUUAAGUGAGAAGGAAAUUGAUGGAGCGUGUACCUCCACCUGCCCACCCAAGAACUACUCCGGCUCUGGCUCCCAGAGCCACGGCUGCAAUCGCAUCGAUAACUGCAAGACCAAAGAGGCGAACUGGAAAAGCUGGUUUACAGGCUGUGCUUACUGCGAGUGUGACUGCUAUAUACCCUGUGUUUCAGCAUCACCAGGGUAGAAGAUUUUCUCUUUCUCCCUCUCUGUGAUUUGGACAUUCUGAGCAGCGAUGGAUAAUCACGUCUUCACAAGGCAUCGGAAAUCAGCCCUUUCCUGGAUUAUUCUGUUUGAAACUUCCCAGUUCAAAUCAAAGGCUGUUUAAAUCAAAGAAGGUUAUUCACAAAAAGUCUUCUUUCUUUUCAGAAGAAACGUUCUUAUCAGCUUGUGUGGUGAUACAAAAAAAGAUGUCUCCAUAUUGGACCUAUUUGAUUGACCACUGACCACAUCCAGCCAUUCUGAAUGAUUGUUUCUCAGUCUGCACUGAUGUGUUUGAAGGCGGGUGUUUGAAGAAGCCCCCCUGCUGUAUUCACGUUUCAGCAGGGAUUAAAGUCAAUGACCUGGACAGUCUGCUCUAGUCUGAGCUCAGUAUGAAGCUGAGGACUUAAUCUUGUUACCAGCCAACACAGGAGACUGUCUCUGUGAACUCUGUGCUGCUUCACUUUUUCACCACUACAUACUACUACGCGUGGCACCAGAAGCCCUGGACUAGAUAUUAUCAGCAUUGAUAGGAGUGUGUCAGCCCUAAUACAAUACUUCGCUGAGAUACACUGUGUGGACAAAAGUAUUGAGACACCUGCUUAUGCAUUGUUUCUUGCAAUAUUAUGGACAUUAACUACUUCAAAAUUCACUUCUGCAAACUUUGAGGCUCUGUUUAGGUUAGAAUAUUGUUGCUGAUUAGUCAAAAACAAAUAUUAAAGUUUUUGCAAUUUCUUUGGGGAUCAGUAAAGUUCUAUCUGUCUGUCUAUCUUUCUGUCUGUCUUGUCCAUGUUUAUAUUACUGAGACUGUCCUUCACACCGUGUAGAAAUGUAAUGAUGAAGAGAACAUUUUUACAAUUACUAUUUUUGCAUUAACUUUGAUUAAAAGUAAUGUUUCCUGUACAGUUUUCUUAAGGCAAUCAUAUAUUUUUUGGUGGUUCAUAUUUUGGUCCCAAUCUCAUCACAUCCUGGCUCUAAUUAGCUUUAAGAAAAGUCAUUAGCCUAGGGCAGAGAUGUCCAAACUACGGCCCGCGGGCCACUUGCGGCUCGUUUCCUAUUUUGGAGCGGCCUGCGAGGUAUUUUAGAAAUAGAAUGAAAGUUGGCCCGCUGUUAAGCAGGUUUUUAUAAUGUGAGAUUCAAAGUUUGAACGCUAGGUGUCAGAAAAGGGCCAAAGAGUCUAAAAGCGGCGAGAAUGAGCAGUUGUAGCGCAGAAAAAUGGGCCAAAGAGUCUAAAAGGGGCGAGAGUGUUCAGUUGUAGCGCAGAAAAACGGGCCAAAGAGUCGAAAAGUGGAGAGGGUGCUCAGUUGUAGCACAGAAAAACAGUGCAAAGAGUCUAAAAGGGGCGAGAGUGUUCAGUUGCAGUGCAGAAAAACGGGCCAAAGAGUCUAAAAGUUGCCGUAAUUAAGGAGUUUAAUAUUAAGAGUCAUCAUGGAAGGAAACAUCAAUUUGAAAAAUCUUAGUUUACACAACACUGUCAAAGAUAGAUAAAAAGAUAGUUAGUCAAGUAAAAUGGUGUGUAUGUCACCGGGGAAAGGACGCACACCAAAUGACAAAAUACGUUUUGGGGUAUUUUAUUCUGAUUAAAUUGUACUCAAAUCAAUAAAAAUAAAAUGAAUACACUGUAAAACCCUAGCUUAGAACACAGUACAGUAUUUGGUAGUGGCACUAAUUACAGAAAAUAGAUAAAUAACAUUAAUACCACAUUAAUACCAUUAACAGAGCUCUUUUUAUAUUUGUUUUUAAGCUCACCUCGAUUUACUCAGCUUUACUCAACAAGAUUUGAGCAUUUCAUUAAGAGAACUUGGAUAAACAGCUUCUGUAACCCAGAAAAAUACAAGGCUUGACCACGAGGAGCACACUACCCCACAGAAACAAUGCCAUCUGCCCGCAUCUGGUUGUGAUUCAUCCAAACAUCUACUACUGUUAUAGGCCAACUAAACCUUAUAUUGUUCAGUAUUUCCUGAUUUUUACUUAUUUCAUUAGGAUGGCUCUGGAUGAAUCCUAAAAUGGAGCACCACCAUUCACUGCAGCUUGAGCCUCCUUCUCUACCAUGCUCUUAGCUCCUCCCUUUCCUCUCUCAGGGUGACAACACUUCUGAUUGUGUUUCUUAAAGUUACAGACACACAUUUUAAAGGUGUAUUCUCAAUUCACCACCUGGCUACAUGUAAAUGAAAGUAAUAAGGAAAAUGUAUUAUUUAAAGUGGUAUAUUUCAUUAUUUGUUUUAUUACAGAGUCUUUGGCCCGUGACUUCAAAUUUAUUUCUCCUUCUGGCCCCCAACAAAAAAUGUUUGGACACCCCUGGCCUAGGGGUUCACAUACUUUCUCUCCCCCACUGUGAAUGUUAACAUGUUGUGUUCAAUAAAACCAUGCAAACAUAUAAUUUAUACUUUUUUCUGUAUAUGUUUAUUCGCUCUAGAGAGUUUUAUUCUAUUGGCAUUACUUUUCUUACAGGCUUACAGGUAUUUUUCUUUCUAUUUGGACACAUACU